Molecule: messenger RNA, 25740 nt
Organism: Adineta ricciae
Lineage: Eukaryota; Metazoa; Rotifera; Eurotatoria; Adinetida; Adinetidae
Source: the annotation of a GenBank genome assembly
AUGACAACAGGAGUAAACGUUGCUAAAGAACGUGACGAAUUGAAGAGAGAAUUAACUUCUGUGUUGGAUGAGCAAGAUGAAGCUUCGUUUGUAUUUCACCGUGUGGAUCAUAUUGUGAGAAAUGAAUCGACAUUAUCGAAUCUUGACACUGUAAAAUAUCUAACUGAUAUUUUCUAUCCAUUUGGAACGCGUGCACUUGUUCAUAACUCUCAGGUACUAGCGAUCAAAAUGGUCAAACUGAUGCAUUGGUGGUAUAAUAAACGAUCGGGAGAGGUACCAGCCAAAGAUCUACUAGAAAUUGUCCGUGGUGGACUCAUACAAAUUUUUGAAAAGGGUCCGGAUGGUAAACUAAAAAAGGAGUCAAAGCCACCAGAUCCACGAACUUUACCUUAUCUCAUACGUUUGUUCGAAAUUCCAGUUAAUAUCUCGAGUGGCGAAGAAAUCAAUGCGCUAAUCGGAUUAUUAUAUGCCUGUAUGGCUUAUAACGCCGCAGAUUCGACGGAUAUGCGCGACUAUUUGGUUACAAGUCCACAUUUCGGAUCUUUGUGGCAAUUAUAUUUCAAUCCCUUACGCAUUGCGAGUGCGAAAAGUGAAGAUCCACAUGUAUCAACUGAAGCACCAGGUAAAAAGUCAUUUUCAGUAACACCUCUAAUUGAAGUUAAGUGGAUGGAUGGCCGACAAGAUAUCUACAGUGAUGGAUACGCACCUCCGCGUAAGCGUGUUGACGAACUCGUUCAUAUGGCAAUCGAGGCGUGCAAGACAAAAGAAACUUUACUUAGCUUACUCAAGAACAUACCUUUAAAUUUCGUGAAAAGUGGGGACAUGUUUUCUUAUUGGCUGACUCUCUAUCGUCAGUUGACAUCACAUCGUCUCUUUGACAUUUAUAUCAAUACCAAAUAUUUCGAACUUAUCGAAACACUCGAUCUGCAAGUUUAUGAAAGUCAACUGAAAAGUUACGUUUCCAGUCUAUUUCCUAUUUGGCAAGUGUUAACCAAGACGGAUCUGUUAGAAUCUGUCUCGAUUCGUAUUACACAUUUUAUUCAGAUAAUUAUUCGUUGCAAGUCAAGUAACUGGCUAACAUCGAUUGACGAAUUAACGGAACAAAUAUGCGAAAAUACACUGAAACAACAUGAAGAUGGUUAUCUAUCAUAUUAUCUUUUACUCAAAGAUCUACUUCCAAUUUACGAUGAGGCAAAUUUAAUCCAUACGAUUAAAAAAGUUAAUAAAAACAUCGUUAUACAUUACCUUGAUGUUGCUAUGAAAGACAAUCGCCAUGUCAUUUAUCUCAUAAAUAUUCUGAAAUAUGUGCGAAAGCAUACAGACGAAGAUCUUUUGAGUGAAUUAUUUAGUUGUGUUGCUUCGUGUACUCAGAAUAAAAUUGUAUUUGAAAUCAUUAGAAAUUGUAUUUGGCCAAAUAGUACACUGGCUACCUAUGUUCAAAAUGCAGGUAACAAACAAAUUCAAGAUUUAUUUUCUUGUAUCCGAUCAGACAUGGCUUUGGAAUACGUCGAUGUAUUACUUCACGUUGUCGAAACUCUUGUCCAAAACGCUCAGCUGCGAAAGAUUGUUUAUGAACUCGAUGAUAUACAUGAAAUUAUUCAAAAGUGGUUGAACAGAUCGAUAUCAAUACCAAUAAUUGUACGUCUUCUUGACAUUCUUAUUGAUGUUGGCUCUUCUGAAGACAAUCGUCAUAGAAUGGACAUUGAAAACUUCUUUCACAAUGAAUAUUGUCCGAAAUUAUUAGCAAUUGAUUUCGGAGAACAAAGUUCCUUUGCUCGUAUCAUCAUUUUUCUUAAUUCGAUCGCGACAAAUCAGAGUUCCAAAUGCAAACUACUAGAAGAAUUCUUUCAAAAAUUAAACAGAACAACAGAAGACAACCUCAAGCCAUGCACAUCGCACAUGAAGAGUAUUGCACGAGAAAUUCUCGAAUCUAAAUCGCGACCGAUACUAUUUCAACUUCUCACACCAUUUAUUCCUGAUAUUAUUGGGCAAUUAGGACGUGGGCAUGCACGAAAAGCACCAUGUGUUCGUGUCCUUGCUGAAUUGUUAGAAUUAUCAGAAGAACAGCGUUUAACUUUGUCCGAAUAUUUCCAAGAUUCACCAACAGUUGAAACUCAAAAUGAAACAUGUUCAACGUAUCAACAACAGCAGGCACAUCUCGAAACGUUUUUCUCUGCUGAAAUCGACAGUAAAACAGAAACGGUGCAAAUAAGUUAUAAAGAUUUUGCGAAAGCACACGAAUUAUUGAAUCAGUUGAAAGACACGGAAUCGGCGGCAAUUGAUCAAACGUUGCGCACUCGUCUAUUUGAAAAACAUCAGACAUUGUCUUAUUCAAAUAUAUGUGAACAAGCUGAUCGUUUAGUACUUACAGCCACAGCACGAGAGAAUGUGUUGAAAGUUCUGGAAGUACUCACCGAUUGCGUUCCUAUUCUUCUCGAAGGCGAAACCGGUGUGGGCAAAAGUGCUAGUGUAAUAGAAGCAGCCCACCAGUCAAGAAAGAAAAUCAUUCGCUAUAACAUGUCAUCUCGUGUGACAAUUGAUGAUCUACUAGGCAAAGUUACUCCUGUUUACGACGUGCAAAGUCAAAAUACAAGUUUUCGUUUCAUCAAUGGUCCAUUUACGACUGCAUUUUUGGAAGGCUGUUGGAUACUGUUUGACGAGCUCAAUCUCGCACAAGAUACUGUCCUACAAGCUAUCGAAUCAGCUCUCGAUACUCAACAAUUAACCAUUCAUGAUUUCAACUCAGAACAAAAAACAAGUACUGUUUAUAAGAUGCACCACGAUUUUCGUCUAUUUGCAACACAAAAUCCCAGUACAGGAUUUUUCAAAGGAAAACGUGAGAAGUUAUCGUCAUCAUUUCUUAGCCGUUUUCGACCGAUUAUUUUCAAAGAACUGCCUGAUCGUGAAUGGUGUAGUAUCGUAGAAAAACAACUGAAGCAAUCGUUUCAGAAUGCAGCUCACGGAUUAUCUGAAUUACUCGUGCGAAGAUAUCAUGCCAAUAUCAGAGAAGCUUUGCACAAUCAUGACUCGGCAUCGAUCGAAACAGGUCCAUACGCAGAAAUUUCUAUUCGUGAACUUCUUAAAUGGGUCAAAGUACUUAACUGGCAAAGUAAACAUAAUCAAUGGCCUCAUGAUCAGCUUCUGCGUAAUCAAUUAAUAAGUUUUAGCGCAUGGUGCAUAUAUGGAGCACGAUAUCGUUCGACUGGUAGAAAAAUGAUUGAAGACAUACUUACAGACAGAGGAAGAGACAAGUCAAAUGCAGAAGCUCUUCAUAAAUUUAGUUUCAAAGUUGAUCAAAAACUUCGUAUAGUAUAUUUUGAUAAUAUUCCAUGCCCCGCUCGAAUGGAAAAACUCAUUGAUCAGCCAGCCAAAGAAUGGAAUCGGUUUGUUGUUUCAAGCAAUGGUACAUCUAUCGAUUUUGAUCAAUAUCUAUGGAAUGCAGCACGAAAAGCACAUUUGGCAGUUCAUAGUGCAGCAUUAAAUACAGAAUUUAUCGUUGCACAUGGUAUCUAUCGUAUUGAUCGUUCAUGGCUAUGGGAUUGGCUUUCAUCCGCAGCGCAAGUGAACAAAAUUAGCAACAGACGCGAAUGUGCUCUUCACGGCAGUAUCAUGUACCAACGUCGUUUCCGACAUAAUGCUGCACAGGCUAUAGUUCGACGGUGUUUUAGUACCGCAUUUAGUAUACCAGAACUAACUGAAACAUCAAACAUAUCGUCUGAUUCACUAGUACGACCAGAAUUACCAUAUGUUUUAACCGACCGCGUUUUACGCGCAUUGAAGCAAAUAUCUUUUCACCUACAAAUUAAACAGCCGAUUCUUCUCACUGGGGUUGAAGGUUGUGGUAAAUCAGAUCUAUUGUUGACACUUGCCUGGUUACAUGGUCAACAAGUUCAUCAACUUAACAUUACUCCUGAAACCGAACCAUCUGCGUUUAUUGGCCAGUUCAUUCCAAACGAAACUGAAGAUAAACAUAAUUCAAACCGCAGCAAUAAAUUAGUUUGGCAAGAUGGCUGCGUGACGAAGGCAUUCAAAAAAGAAAAUCAAUGUGGACAUUGGGUGUUACUUGAUAACCUGAACAUGGCCGAGUCGUCUGUUCUCGAACGACUUAAUCCAAUUCUCGAAGAGAGACCAAUGCUAAUAUUGACUGAAAAAGGUGAUAAUCAUGUAGAGGAAAUGCAUGAUGACUAUCAAUUAGUAGCAACAAUGACACCUUCUGACCUCGAUUAUGUACAAAAUAGAGCAACAAGUGAACUAUCACCAGCACUUUACAACCGUUUCUCAAUUGUUCACAUAGAAAGUAUUUCAUUUGAUCCGACAAAUAAUUCAAAUGAACUGUCACAAAUGGCCAGAGCUAUAUUAUCCGAUGAACAAGACACGAAUAGUCAACUUGCUGUAUCGCUUUGUCAUACAGUCCUGAAAUUUUAUACAAAAAAUCGACAUCUUUUUUCAAAAUUCACACUACGGAACAUUGUACGGUUAUUUGAUAGUACAUAUCAGCUGCAAAUGAAAUUCAAAGGACAAUUAGAUUUUCCGUCGAGUCUUUGGACGGCCUAUCAUGUUACUAUUGCCAACCAGAUAAAAAGUGACCAAGAUCUGAAAACACAAUUAACGAAUGAUGUUGAAAAACUACUUCGUGGUGAUCGUGCAUUAGCCAACCUUCAGAAACAAAGGUUUGCUGACUCGAUUAAGACUAGCGAAAUGCACAUCUUGACUCAGAGUCGUCUUAACUAUGUCGAUUCCAUUCUUGGUGCUGUCACUUGCAAUAUUCCCCUUCUACUUGAGGGUGCAGCAGCUGUCGGCAAGACAAGUCUGGUAACAUAUUUAUCUACUCAAUUGAAACCUAUUGAGCGAGUUAACAACAACAAUACAACAACAAUUCAAGAUUACCUGGGUGCGUUUGUUCCAAGCAAUGAUGGCUUUGUCCAUCAAAAAGGAGCUCUCUAUCGUGCAAUGGAAAAUGGCUGGUGGUUUCUCGCUGAUGAGUUUAAUCUAGCUGAUCCAUCGGUAAUGAAUAUACUGUUUCCAUUAUUGGAAGGUAAAAAUAGCAUCAGUAUUCCGUCAACUGGGCAAGUUAUUACAGCCAAAGCUGGAUUCCAUUUUUUUGCUACACAAAAUGACUCCUCGUACGCUAAUCGACAUCAGUUGCCUGUCUCACUGCGUAAUCGUUUUCUUGAACUCCUAUUUGAAGAUUUUCCUGGCGAUGAGUUGUCAGAAAUUAUCUUGAAACGGAAAGAACCUGGGAGACAACGACCAACAUGGUUAACACAACAAUCAACUAAACAGCUAGCUCAGUUUUAUCAUGAGGCCCAAUCUCGAAUCACAUUUCGUGAAAUUGUCAAAUGGCUGCAUCGACAUUCUCUAUUUUUACCAAAAACUGAACGGUGGCCUGUUAUUGGUAUCUCAAUUCUAGGAGCUAAAUAUUCAUCUGAAUCCAAAGCCUUCAAGUCAUUAGUAGAAGAUCUCAGGCGUAUAUGGUCUAAUGUCACUAUCACACCGAAUCCUUCAAUUUCUAUCACAUCAAAUAAUGACAAAGUUUGUUUCAAAGAAGGUGAACUACAAGUUGAAUUCAGCAAUGCGGAAUUAGAGGCAAAUGAAGUACAGCGAUGGCCAGAACAAUUCCGCCGUGCCCUGACACGUCUUGCUCUUGCAGUUCGUGCUAGGGAACCUGUACUUCUUGUUGGACCUACGGCUUGUAAAACUCUCUUGAUAGAAACAUGGGCUCGGCUUUCAAAGCGAAGCGCUCAGAUAGUCAAAGUGCAUUUGACACCAGACACGGAAACCAGUGAUCUAAUUGGUGAGAUACGACCGUAUUCAUAUCUUGACCUAUUGAAACAUUUACCUAUUAUGAUCGAACGCAUCUAUUUACGUUUUCUUGCGCUCUGCCGCCAUCAAAAUCAUCUGAAUAACGAAUUCAAUUCAACCGAACCAAUUUUACCUCGUCUUAUGGAAAUCAUCAAACAUGAUUUACCGCAGAUAAUUCGAGAUUACGAAAGUGCCUAUUCAAAAGUGGAAAGAGACGGAAUUCAUGAAAAUGACGACUUAAUCAGUUCGAACACAGAUAUUUCGACAUCAAAAUUACUUGGCGAAUGUCUGGGUGACUUAGCUGAUAACAUUGAACCCAUAGAUUCAACGGAGCCUUCCAAAGCUAGAAUGAAUAGUCUUAUUUUAAACAUCAGAGGAAAUGAUUUUAUCGGUAAUGCAUUUCAUUCGCCAAAUAUGGAUGAAGGAUACAGAAUUGAUGACAUUAACUCUUCAGGAGAUUAUAACUACCAAGAAUUGCUUUCAUCUAAUAUUAAUACAGACGAAUCGAUUGCCAAUCAAGUCUCUUUAGAGCAACCCUUUGAAGAUAAAUCUCUUGUGUUUGAAGCGGAUACAUCUUCUGAUCAAGUAUUUGAUUUGCUAGAGUAUUUAGAAAACCCAGAGGCCGCCGAUGAAGCAUCUGAUGAAAGAGGCCCUCAACCAAUGCCAGAACAAUCUGACAGUUCUGCGAUAACUUCAGAGAACGUGGAUCACCAAAAUGAGCAAUCGGAAAAGGAUAUAAAAGAAAUGGCAUUCAAAGAAAAACUUGGAAAACCUAUUGAAGAUAUAAAACAACAACUGAAGAUAAUUUUUGGUAGAGAAUAUGCUGCUUUUACUAAAACUGACACUGCCCUUCAAGAUUACCAUUCGAAAUUUCUUGUCGCAUCAGAAUAUCUUAUUAGCUCGAAUUUUGACAAAAUCAAACCAAUCUUUCUUUUCAACGAGGGAUCAGUUACAUCAGCUGCCAAGCGAGGUGCAAUUCUACUUCUCGAAGAUCUCAAUCUACCCAGUCAGGCAGUCGUUGAAAGGUUGAAUUCCAUGCUGGAAGCGAGUCCCAUGUUUACAUUAACAGAAGAUAUCACUAGUCAAGGUGAUAAAGGACAAUUGAACAUAAUGUUAGUCAACGAUUUUCAAAUAUUUGCCACUGUUCAUCAAGAACAUGAAUAUCAACUAUUGAAAUUGAGUCCAGCUAUGCGUUCACGUUUCACUGAAAUCUACAUUCCAGCAUAUUCGAAUGAAGACCUUCAACAGUUGAUUGAAAAUGAAUUAAUAAAGCAGGAAAUCGAUGGAGCUGAAGCAAAGAAACUGGUAGAGAUCAUGUUUUCAUUACGUGAAAAGUUACGCAAUGACCUAGAAUGGAAAAUUCAAAAUGAUAUUCAACUUUUAUUUCGUUGGACAGAUUUCAUAGUCCAACAUCAUUCAUCUGUCUCACUUAUGCAACGUAUGUUUCUUGGUGCUCGUUUUUUCUAUUUCGAUCAAUUACCAAUGUCACGACAUGAAGUGCUUUUUGAUGCAUGGUGCAAAAACUCGGCAACAACGAGUGGUUUUCUGGAAUAUCAGCAUAUUUUCCAAAUACCGAAUGCAUCGCAUGGAGCAAUUACAUUGGAAUCGAUCGAAGCAAGUGAUCCUACUACACAGAAACUUCCACCAUUUGAAAUCGGUCCUGAUUUUAUCCGUGUUCGUUAUACUGGCGUAUGCUACUCCGUUAAGAACAGAAAUAAUGAGAGUGCGAACAUUUCAUUCCGUGACCUCGAGCAAAAGUUUGAUUGUGUACCGACACCAACUUUAAUCAACCAGAUUGCACGUAUAUUUGCUGCCACAUCAUCGAAAGCACCACUUCUUCUCGAAGGUCCGCCAGGAAUUGGUAAAACUCAAGUUGUGCUACAAGUUUGUUCUCUGCUUGGUAAAGAAUGUGAACGCAUCAAUCUAUCAGCUAAUACUUCACUCCAACAACUGAUUGGCUGUAUUGUUCCACGAUGUGUUAAUGGAACACGUGUUUUUCAAUGGCAAGAAGGACGUCUUUUGAAAGCGAUCAAAGCAUCUCAUUGGAUUCUCUUUGAUGAACUUAAUUUAGCUGCUCCUGAAGUACUUGAAGGUUUAACACCAUUAUUUUACAGAGAAACGUCAACAUUCACAGUACCAAAUACCGGUGAAGUGGUCGAUAUAGCCAGUAUUCGUUUGUUUGCGACAAUGAAUCCAUCUACGAUCGGUGGCGGUCGAGCCAAAUUACCGCGUUCAAUCAGUAAUUUAUUUACAAUCGUUCAACUGAAUAACUAUUCUAACGAUGAACUACGGAUUAUUUUCAAUAAAUGGUUUCAAAAUGAUCUAGAAAAAAAACUCAUUAGCCAAAUUCAUCUCAAUUCUUUGUUUGACAUGCACGCUUCUCUUAAAGAUAUGGUAGAUGAAGGUACAGUUGGUCGAACAGGAGGGCCGUACGAACUAAACUUACGAGAUCUAGCCAAAUUUCGCGAUAUAUUUCAUGGCUCUAUCGAAAGUCAAUUAUCUCAUUACAAAUAUAUCAAUACGACAGACGACGUUGACCAUCCGGAAAAUAAUAUAGUAAAAGAAAUGUCCGACGCCCUUUGUCUGCCGAUACGAAAAUUUGCUCAAGUAUCGUAUGCUUGCCAAUUUCAAGGACAGAAAGAUGUUGAUAACAUAUGCCUGCUGAUCAAUGAUCGUUUUCCUAUCAAUGCAACGCUUAGCAAACGAGAAGAAGAUUGUUCAAUUGAUAUCAGUGUGGCUAAUAUUGUUCGAAUUGGCUCUAUUUAUAUCAGUACGGGUACAGCAGGAGUAGUAUCGAUUCAAGGUGAAAUGAUUCAUACAAGAAAAACAAUAAGACAAUUGGAAUUACUCGCUGCUGCAUGCCAAUCGAAACGGACUGUUCUUCUCGAAGGCGAUGUUUGUUCUCGUAAAUCAUCACUCGUCAUGGAACUUGCUCGAUUAACACGCCACCGGCUGAUCGUGAUACCUCUUCAUGAAAACUUUGAAACAUCAGAUCUCAUUGGUUCGUGGCUUCCAAUGACUGGUCCGUCGCAAGACGAAUUAAUUUAUGACAAAAUUGAUAAAUUAUAUAACGAAAUCAUUAAAAUCUUAUUUUUACUUGUUAUGCCAUUACUCUCCAAGCCUGUUGAUAACGAAAUUUUUGGUAAGAUUCGAAAUAUCCUGCGUCAACGGUCAUCUAGUUCAUUGAAUGAUCGACUGGAAAAAAUCAAUAUCGAAAUCAAAGUUUUACACGACACGAAUGAUUUACUAACGAAACUAUAUGAUAUUCCUCAAAUAUCAGGAAAUGUCAGAAUAUCCGUCUCGAAUUGUGUCUCUCAAUUAAUUAGCUAUGAAGAUAAAUUAAGUAAUCUUCGUCAUAAAAGUAAACCUGAUGUAGGCUUUACAUUUGUUGAAUCGGAAUUCGUCCAAGCGAUUCGUGAGGGCUGGUGGGUUCUAUUGGACAAUAUUAAUAGUGCACCCUCGGACGUUCUCGAGCGACUGAACUCAUUAGCAGAAGAAAAUCCGAUGUUAUCAUUGUACGAAAACUCUGAAGGUCAAGUUCUCAGUCAAAAAGACAACACAAUUCAUCAUGACUUUCGUCUUUUCACAACAGCUAACCUUAAUCGGAUUUACACCAAUAAACUCUCAUCGGCUUUUCUCAAUCGCGUCAUCCGUCUCUGGUUACCUCCAAUCGAUGAAGUUGACUCCGCUGACAGGGAAAACACUCAACUGACUGAUUUAUAUGAACUUCUUGAAGGUAAAUUAGCUGAUGUAUCUGGCGGUAAACAACUGGCUCAUUUACUUCUUCUCAUUCAUACCAAUGUCAAAGAUCAUGUGAAUGGUGGAAGUCUGGUUUAUCCUAGCGAUUUCGUCGUGACAUAUCGAUUGCUAGAACAAUGUGUUCGAUCUAUUCUUUAUUUAACUCGAGAGAAUAUCAAUCCAGUCGAUGCUUGUUAUUGGUCAAUAUUACGUUCUUACUGUUCGUCAUUACAGAAUAACGUUCAAUAUAAUCUUUUCGUUAGUCACCUUCUACAAACAAUCAAUGACCUGAAAUUAUGUGAGUCGUCAACGAUAUUUUCGAUACCGUUUAAUUUGCUCGAUAAAAAACAAUCCUUGUAUGUUCAAGAGAGACAACGCAUUCGAGUAGAAUUUGUUCGACUGGAGGGUUUUCUAGUUGAAUUGAUUUUUCAUUUGAUCAAGAUCUUAUCUGUCAAUAAUACAUUUGUUACAACUGUUCGGCAAUUAUUAUUAAAUUUCAUCGAUCAUAUUCUUUUGCCAAUGAGUUCUUCGGAAACAGUCUUCAUUCAACAGAAGAAAGUUCUACUCGAAAAUAAAAAUCUGACAACUAUCAUGCAAACCAUCUUGUCCCAAGUAGCUAAACAAAGUAAAAUCUCAAUAUCCACCGAUUCGACUGGCAUCGCUGAUGUCUCGAAUCAUGUACAAAAAUUGAUCGACAAGAGUUCCGCAGUGUUGCAAUAUCUGUGCAAUGAAUUGUGUAAGUUAAUUGAGCUAUUUGUUCAGCACACAUCAUUUACUGACAUGCAUGAGCGUUUUCAAUUUCUACGACGUAUUGUUCGGGUCGUUGAAAUAUUCGAUUGGUACUUCGAUGCGCCAAACUUCAAGUGUCUUGAUCAACGGACAAAAGUGCCAAGUCUAUGUGAACAAGUCAAACAACUUCUCGGACCUUUGCUUACUUUCAAAAGUAAAUAUAUGAAAUAUGAACUCCUUCAUGAUUCCGCAUUCACCGAAGCACGUCAAUGUUUCGAUCGAUAUGUGUCUAAUAAUAUUAACCUCUUCGAUUGUACUCUUAUAUGGUUGGUUCAAGAUGAACAAACGCGACCUAUACAAUCAGCGCGCAAAGAUAUUUCUAAAUAUUUCGAAUGUUUACUUCGAAGUUGCAAGGAUUCAAAGAUCCAUGAACCAAUUAAACAUUAUGCUGCGAUAUUACAAUGGAUUGGCCUUCAAUGGACCUUUGAUAACUAUCUGACGGAAAAUGUCCGGAAUGUUCUUCAAAAAUCAAGUUGUGUUACCAAUGACUUUAUUAUUGACUGCGAAAUAAAAUAUCGUGCUUGGGAAUUGUGCAAAGUGCUUUCAGAAAAACUUAAAACUGCUAUUCAAAACUUACCGUCACAAACAAGCGCCACAAAUGAUCAAUAUCGGUCCUGUAAACGUGAAAUAGAAAAUAAAGAAAAAGAGUUAAAAGAUUGCGAAGACGAUAUUUGUCAUACAGAAGAUCGUAUCACUGAUAUACAACGCGAUGAGCAUGCAUCAAUGACCAACCAAUAUACUGAUACAAAUGGAAACGAUCAAUUUUUUGGAUACCCUAAAGACGUGUCUGAAGAUCUUAAGAAAGAGAUCGAUUCGAAAGCCAAAUUGACAGAAAAAAAACGACAACUUCAAGCUGAAUAUAACGAUUUAAUCACACUUGAUGGAGAGUUCCAGUGCAAACGUGCUGAAGCACUUGAUAAAGCUAUGGAAAUAUUCGAAACACUUAAAAGCGAUAUUCAAACUGAGUAUAGAUCUCCAGCCUAUAAGUUUAUUCAAGAACAUUCUGAGAAGCCCAGAAGCAGCCGACUUUAUCAUCUUUGUCAAUUAUUAUUUGGCUUACAACAGAAUUGUACGAUGAAAACCGCUGAUGGCUUACUCGACAUUGAUGCUGUGCUUACUACAUCAUUUGCUCGUGCAUUAGUAGAGUAUGAAACUUUUCUCGACACACCUGUAGCAAUAUUCUUCUGUGGUUUCUUCUUUGUCGUAAAAUCAAUCGCCAAAUAUCGAUUACAUACAAUCUCAUCUUGGCAACAAUUACACGAACAAAUUAAUAUUCGUACACUAAAUGAGCAUGAUCUGGUAUUCUACUGUCCAAAGCAAAGCGCAUUCGAUUGUUGUUUAAUGAGUGUCAAAAAUGAACCAAUAGCUGUAUCCAUUACAUUAUGGUCUUUACAGGAAAAUCUUUCUGAAAUUGACCUACGCGAUGUUUUAAACAAAUCAUUGAGUGAACAAUUGAAAUAUUUCAUCGAACAGAAACAAUUACCUGAUGUGACCGCGAUAUCGACCGAUUCUGAUUCCCACGUAUUCGGACUUGCCUGCCUUGCACAUGUAUUUCAAAAUCAGAUCGAUUUGUUGAAUGUCUUCACUUCAGUUAACUCUGUUUUCAGACGAAUGAAAACAUUUAUCGCUAGUUAUACAUUGCCAUGCAAGUCACUAACGAUGGACGUAUACAUAAAACUCACUCAAUUGUAUAAAGAGCUGAACGAACAUUUUAUAUACGAUGAGUCAGCUGAUCCGUGGGAAAUUUAUAUCACCCGGCUCUGGAAAAUACUAACACCUUAUCAACAAAUAUUUGCUACUACUGUUUCUGAUUGUAUUCAUCAGGAGCUAAAAUACAGCAUUCAAACACUGGAACCAAAUAAUUUGAUUAGUCGUAUAUCAUCACUUGCGUAUUUAGAAUCAUUGCAGGGCGACUAUAGCUGUGUACAAUUGAUGAUUGAGCAUUUGAAUGCUACAGAUAAUCAAAUAACAGUUGACAACAAACGCGAUUUUCAACUUCUGUUCGGAUUUAUCAAAAAUUGUGAACGUUUGUUAACAUUCUUCGUCCAAAAUGCCAUUUUCAAUGGGCAUUCCUAUGCAGAAGAUCUGUACAAACGCUCACCUAAUGCAAUCGCUCAAAUCGAGGACAUUUUUCGACAGAUUUUACCUGCUGUUGACAUUGUUAAUGAUGACUUGACCAUCAAUGAUCAAUAUGAGCAAUCAACAUUCGAAAAUCUUCAAAAGAAGUUUGAUGAACAUCUGUCCAAUAUUGAAUUUCCCAAAACGAUUCUCGUUCAAUUUAAUCUGGCUAAUUUCAUCACUGAUAUCGCACCACUAUUCGAUGUGAGAAAACGUUUGCAACGCUCCAGUAGCUCCUUACGAAAGUCACGAGGUGAAACGAAUGCUAGCGAUGAUCCAAUAGUACGACGAAAGCAAACUAUGCAACAUAGAAUUGAGACAACAAUUGAGAACUUGAAUAAACUUUUAGAACAAGCUAAUGAACUUCCACUUCGGCCACAUCGGAUUAUCCAACGUAUUGAUAAUGUUCUACGGCAAUUAAAAGCGAUUGAUAUCAAUCAAGAUAUGGAAAAUGUGCAGCAACUUUUAGACCAAGAAACUUCACUGAAAGAUUCUCUUGCAAAAUUUGAUUAUGAAAUCAAACAGCAACAAACCUUCACCGUUGAGUUACCAGCUGAUCGAAAUAUUCACAAGCUAACAGCUGCAGAAAUCGGAUUCGCGUCAAGUGCAACCACUCGGUCCGAUUGCCACGAUGCAUUUACCGUCAUUCGUAACACGAUGCUCGAAUGCAGUCAAUGUCGAGGAUUUAACGAAUUGAAUGAAAUCAUUCGACUUAUUCAAAUACAAGCAUUAGAUCAAACAUGGAUGCGUGCGAUGUGUUUAUCGACGGCAAAGACUAAAUUCGACGAACUUCGAAGAACAUUGCUCGCAUUAAAUGAUGACUUACUCAUACAAUUAGAAGUCAACUCAACCGAAUUAAAAAAAAAUGUAACCGUUACAUAUACUCAAUUCCGUUGUGAUACUCUCAAGAAAGAAGCAAAUUUCAACACGUUGUCAGACUAUAAAAGCAUAGCGAACGUAUCGGUAUUAUUAGAACAAUGGAUGAGUAAAGAUAAUUUGAAUGUUUUUAACAUGUUUGAUAGUAUUAAAAUGAUCAGUGACCAUUUGAAUGUUGCUCACAAUCAAGUGAAAAACUCUCUCAAUGAUAUCUCUUGCAAUAUUCUACCUAUAAGCAUACGACCAGAAGAUCUAUUAUGUUUAUUAGCACCAGAAUAUACCACUCUUAUACAGCAGAUCUGUGCAAAAUUUGAUGAGAUCGAUCAGUUUCUUUCGUGUCGUAUGAGCACAAUAGAACCAAUUCAACUUACAUCCAUCGUUCCAGAUCCAAAGCCUAUUGCUGGUCUAGUUAGUUACAUUUAUAGACAAAAUGAAACGGUAACGCCGUUGUUCAACGAAACACAACAUCUUCAUUACAUUGUAAAUGAGGCUGUUCGUGUUAUUCAAGUAUUACUGAAUUCGUGUGUAGACCAUCGCACGGACAGUCUAUUAAUGAGAACUUGUUCGACUGUGAAAGAAUUAUUUCCGAUUCAAAUAGCACUUUCUCUAUCGUUAAUGAUUUUAAUAGACUGGAGUGCUGCUUGUUUAAAGGAUUUUACACAGGAACAUAUAAAUCUUAUUUCGCUCAAAUCAUUAGUGGAAGAAAGUAAUGCAUUGAAAGAAUUGGAAUUGAGUAUUGAUAAAUUGGAGAAGGAGGAAGCACAAUUGAAACAACAGCUCGAUGAAAUAAAACGUGAACACGACAAACUUCAACAUCAGUACGAAUCUUCCAGAGUCACAACUACUUGUGAAUAUAGUGGCGGCUCCCGCGCUGAAUGUAUUCGGCGUGAACAACGAACCACUGAUAAUAUUAGAAACAAACAAAAGGGGAUUGCGGACGCUAAACAGUCGCUAAGUGAACGUAGAGGUUUAUACGAUCACAAGCAGGUUCGUUUGCGAAAUGAAUGGGUAACAAAAGUCUUAGAACAUUUCACUGCCGUUUCUGAAAAUAUCAAAUCUUGUGUGAUAAGUCUCGCUCAGUUAUGCAAGUUGAAUGUGAGCGCUGUCAGUACUAAUCAUGUUCAAUUGCUCAAUCAUUCUGUAGAAAUUGGUAAAUAUUAUCUUAAGAAUUCUAUGACAACGAAUAUUGAUCAGAAUCUAUUGGUAACAAAGCAGCAAUCUGUUAAAAAAUCGAUUUGUCAACUGGAAAAUCUUAUGAAAGAAUUAACCGACAAAGAUCCAUUUCGAUCAUUUAUUGUAUUCUAUUGUGACGUUUUGCGUAUUUCAUUCUGUUCAUUGUUAAACUCGGUUUCCAGUUGGUCAACUUAUUCUAGUGUAUUUAACAUACCUGAUGUUAAAUUCUAUGCAGAAAGCCAACAGAAAUAUAACUUAUGUCAAUUAAAUAUGUGGACACUACGAGAAUGUAAUGCUUUUCUAAAUACAUUACGAUCGAAUAUUGAUCGACAUGAUAUUAUAGCACAUGCUCAAAUUAUCAUCAGCGAAGUUCACACAAAAGUAACAAAUUUUGAGGUUGCUUUUACUGGUUCGCUCAGUGGACAGAUUCGAGCUCCAGUGUAUGAAUUUAAACAAUUCGUAAUCAAUUUACUCAUUGUCGGUUGUCGUUAUUUUCAAUUCCAACGUGGAAUACAAGAACCACUUGCUCAUAUGUUGGAUGGUAUUGAAAUUAAAAUUUUGGAUACAAAUCUUCCUCAAACUGAAUUAGAUUUAACUCGCCGGCUCGAAUUCUAUGAAAGGCGAUUACGAAGUUACGACGAAGCGAGUCUUUUGCAGACACUGCAUCUUGCCUUUGGAUUUAAUUCCAAUCCGUUUAGUAUAUUUGAUAAUUUGGAUCAGUCUAUUAGCGAAUUAAUUCAAUCGAUCCUGCCUGCAGCAUAUAUGUUAACACGCACAUGGUCAACAGUUGAUGAAUUAAUUACGAAAAUUUCCAGAGCUAUGCAAUUAGCUUAUGUCUCUUGUAAGAAAAUAAAUGACUUCAAUUUCAUAAACGAACAUUUUCAUCCAAUCUCACAGCAUAUCAAUAAACUUUGUUCCACACUGUUGAAUGAACGAUCAGCAAUGGAAUCCUUUUGUGAUGACCUUCUCAUUCGAUGGCACAUGACGCUCAAGGAAAUACUACGAAGCUUCAUCAAAACACAAAAAUUACGCAUCCUUCGUCAACUUGAAUUACGAAAUAUACACAAUACAAAACAACAUAGCACCUUAUUUCAAUUUGAUCUAGCUACUGGUGUCAACAUGUUUCGAUUAGCAGAUAUUAAAAGAAUUUUUCAAGAGAAAAAUCAUCUGUUAAGUCUCGCCAGCCCACCAACACAGCAAUUAAUGAUAUCGAAUCAGCUUGGUGUUACUGAAGUGAUCUAUUAUCUUAUCAUAGGAGGUCUCGACAAUAUUGAAGAUGUUCUUAUGAACAUGGUACUUGAACUGAUGACUUUUCCAGAAUUCUUUGAAUUGGUUAAAUCAGUACGAGAUUUGUACCAACAGGGUACACAAUUAUUGUUUGAAGAAUCUUUGAUGACAUUUAUUAAUAUUGAUGGCAGUCAUGACACUCGUUCAUUUUCAUUACUCGACGAAAUGCAUCGCUUCGAGCAGAUUAUUUUCAAGAAUCUUGCUGAAGCAGCCCGGAAGGAAGUAAAAAAAAUGUCAACCGAAAUGGGUCGCUACACGAAUUUUCAGCUGUUCAUUCCAAAGUCACAGGAAAUUCUUGACAAUUGGGAUAGAGCAUGCAGCUGUUUUCUUGAACUACGUCGUAAAAAACGGUCCAAUUCGAAAGGACACAAAUCAUCAUCACAGAGAAAUCCAACAACAUCCGCAGAUAGCAGUAAUCACAGUAUUGUGGACAUUUUCAUGGAUACAGCUGAAAAACUUCGAACAUAUAUGCAACAACGACAAUUCGGCUCACAGAAUGUCUUUUCAAUAGCAGAUGAAGCGUGUACACAUGUAGAUCGGCUACUACAAUUAUCUAAUCAACAUCGAUCAUUCUUUACGACGCCUGUUUUGGAUACAAAAGCAUUCACAAAAGCCAAUAGCGUUUAUAUUUUGCGGAUUGAACGGAGAUAUUGGGGAAAUCCAGUGGCUAUUCAGUUCUAUUUUUGCGAGACGGAUAAUAGUGAUCCAUUUGUUUGGAGUAACACUGUGAGCGGAAAAUUCGGUGAAUUUAUCAUUGUUAUAAGCCAACCAAUUACAUAUUUCUUAGCUGAGACGUCACACGUACGCGGUGAUAAAGCGUACUGGCCUGAUAUGAUUAACAAUUCAGAGCCAUAUUCAUUGGUCGAUGGUCUGACCAUUCACUGUAGCUCAGCGCCAGUGCAGAAUUCUUACUAUAUUGUGGAAGGCCAAUCAAGUACACGGUCUGUUGAUCGUAUACAGACUCCUGAAAUCAAUUCACAGUUAACAGCUCUGGAAGAUGAAAUCAAAGCUAAAAUGAAACAGUUGACAGAAACAGAACAACUGAAAGGAUCAUUUAUUAAUACCACUAUGGUAAGGAUCGUUGAAAAAAUGCAUGAACUUGUUGGGAAAAUGAACUCGUAUUCAACUAUUCCAGAAAAUGAUCUGCUGACUACCAGUGAUGUUUACCAAUUUUUCAGAAAUCUACCACUCGCAGAUGACCUUGGCAGUAUUAUUAAUUCAUUAAUGUUCAAAGAUUUUGAUUCGAUUUCAAAAGGAAUGAUACAUGCCGAUGAUACAGAGCCCGCAUUGAUGUGUGAGAUAGGCAAUGUUUGGACAAUGUCAAUGGAAGGCAAUUUCCAUGGCAUUUACCAAUGCUUGACAGAUGCAAUGAAGAAAAUAGACUUAUGUAUUAAUUACCUAUGUAGAUACAAAGCACAGCUUAUACUAUUUUAUGCCUGGCAGAAUAUGAUCUCAACAGAUUAUAGGAAUGAUGAUCAAAAUGAAUUUUCUUUCAUGUUAUCCGAAUGUCAACAGCUCUAUCGGAUGCUUAAUGGUCAAAAUCAUGAAAAUAUCAAAUGUGUAAGUGAAUGUAAGCGUCUCACUGAUAAGGCCGACAAGCUAUACCGUUUAUUGAAUCGAAGGCUAAACAACUGGACUGAAGUACAAAGAAUUAUCCAUUUGCCGUCAAUGGGACUGGGAAGUAACGUAGGCGACGCACUGCUGUAUUCAACAAUCGGUCGCGAUACUCAUAUAUGGAUCAUGCAAGCGCAGAAUAAUGGCGAAUCAGCAGUUGCAUUCGAAUGUUAUCCACAACCAGCUAUUGUAAAUUUCGAUACUGUACUUAGUGGUACUUGCCAAUGUGUAACAAAACGAAUCUAUAUACACAAUCAUGCUGACCGAGAUUUAGCUGUACGAAUAGACAGACAUACGGUCACAAAUCUAAUCCUUACACUAACUAAUAACAAUAUAUUAGUUGCUACAGAUAGUUUAUGUGAAAUUGAUGUUUUACUACAACCACCAACUGAUGUUAAUUUAUACUCUGAAGAAUGGAAUUUAACUAUAAAUGAUAACUGCGCUGUUCCGAAUGCUCUGACAAUGGAGGUGCGUAUCGUCGAAGCUGAUGUCGAACAAUCAGAAAAGGAGAUUGAUUUUGGUCCUGUGGCAUGUGGUAGUUUUCAACUAGAAAAAAAGAUUGAUCUGAAAAAUCUAUUACCAUGUUCGUUACAUCUUAUGGCACAAAUACAAGAUACGGGUAAAAAAAUGUAUCAAUCGAAGCUAAUUCUUCUCCACUCAGAAUUUGUUUUGCCAGCUGAAUCAAUUAUACCAUUUGGCAUAGUAUUUGAACCAUCCGAUACACAUGAAGAGAUUAUAGAGAAAGAUAUCUGCCUUGCAGUUGAAUCGGGGAAAAAUUUGAAAUGGCUCAAAGUGCGCGCUCAGGUCAAACAGACAAAUCUCAUCAUAACUUAUGAAGGACGUCCAAUUAUCGACAAUACACAAAUUGGACGGCUACAUAUAAAGAAUUUUUAUCAAGGUGAAAAGCGGCUGAUACCUCUUGUUUGUCACAAUAAGGGAGCAAUUAAUUAUACACUCCGAUUCUUUUCAGAUCAAUUGAAAUUGAUUACAAGCGAAGUCAAUUUAGCUACGAAUACAACACAUACUGUGCAAAUUGAAGUAAAUAUGCCAACUGAUGUUCCUUCACGAAAAUUCACUUUGUACAUCGAUUUUGUCAACAAUAAGCGACGAUGUGAGAUGAUAUUAGAAUGUCAAACAGCCCGACCUCAGCUUCACUGUGAAGAUCUUUCAACGGGUAUCAAACAAAUAUUCUCUAUUGUAAAUUCGGGUCAAAUGGCAGAUAUUCGCAAUGAAAAUAAUGAUUGUCUUAAACCGUUAAAACAUAAAAUAAUGUUUCGAAAUUCGGGCGAAGCUUCGGCUACUCUUAGCUAUGACAAGCUGGUUUCUAAGAAAGAUCAUCAGUGUAUCCUAGCAGCACGUGUACAUAUGGAACCAAAAUCUUUGACUAUCGAGCCACAAUCAAGUGCAUCAAUGUUUUUAACAUAUAAUCCAACAAGCUUGCAACCACUGAAUGCUAAUGUGCAAAUCGUAUCCAAUACGUCGAAAGUUGCAUUGGAAAUUCCUUAUACCGUAGAAUUUCAUCGGCCGAUUUUAGAAACUCAGCCCCGCUCAAUGAUAGAUAUUGGUAUGAUAGAGGUGGGAAGUGUUUUGAAGGAAAAAGUUCUUGCUAUACGGAAUAUUGGACAAAAAGAACUACGUUUUUCUUUCAGCAAAAUUUGUCUUAAGCAUCCAUGUAUUAAAUCGGUUGUUUGUGAAGAACCGUCAACAAAUCAAGGGAACCUUCUUGAAACAAAUCAAUCGAUUCACAUCAAUCCUAAACGGGAACGUUCAUUUGAUUUAACGAUCGAAUUCGGUACGCUUAAUGAAAUGUCUUCAUCAGCAACGCUAGGCCUUUUUGCAUUAGAACUAUCGAGUACAUGCUUACCAGUAGUGGAUCUUAAUGGUAAACUUAUUAAUCGUGUUGCUUAUGUAGUUUUUGUCGGACACACAGCGCCGAUGCCUUGGUACAGUAUUAUCAGUACACAAAAUCGUGAGACAUGGACAUCUCUUCAAUUAUUACCACCAUCAUGGUUGCAUUCUAUUUGUACGCAGGAUUCGAUUUUGAAUAUAUAUGCUCCACUCAUUGGACAUACCGCUGCAGCACAUGUUUGCGGCUUACGCUUGACAAAAUCUGGAUUACCAAACACAUUAGAAGAAUGGAAUACGUUUUGUAAAACACUGGGCGUGCACCCACAAUCACCUAAUGAAGAACCGCUUGGGCUGAUUCACUUUUCUUCCAAUACAACCAGAGACACCGCAGCCAACAAGCUUGUUAGAUUGUUGCGAUACCACCUACAGAAUAACCAUGAUUUGUUUCAACAAUUAACAUUGUUUCAGAGUUCAUUUGAUCGUACCGCGUCUAUUGAGCUACAAUUAUUGGCGACGAUUAAUUCAACAUCGGAUGCUGACGAAGCUGAUGCAAUGCAGUGGUAUUCAUUAAAAUUUUGGCAUCUUUUCUGGAAUUGCCAACAAAAUGCUACUUUUCAUCAAUCAAUUAGAUUAGUUCGUGAAUGUGUUGGCAAAGAUCCGAACAUGCCUGAGUGUGUAAACAUAUUCAGCAAAUUUAUUUGCCAAACUACACAUGGACGAUUCGAUGUACAAGAAUGUCUUGUGAAACUAAUACCGUCUGGUGAUCCAUUUACUGAGUUGCUCAGAGAAGUGAACGAUCAAACUAGUUUGAAGUGGACAUUAUUAUUUUUGAAUGUUUCUGAUCGCGUGAAGCAAAUCGUUAUUGGACUAAUUGAGCAGAAGUGGGAAUCGCUCUUAAAUUUGUACUUAAUAUCAGAGGAUCAGCAAAAUGUAUGGACGAAGCAGAGAUCAAUUUUAGAAGCGAUAAAGAAUGCACAUAAGGGAUGGAACACAGUAAAAUCAAACAUAUAUCGCGACUAUCUGACACCGCUUCUUGCUGGAUCCGAACAAGUUGCUAGUUCUCUUAAUAUCGUAUUCGACAAGUUAUCAAACCAGCCAUAUGCGAAAUUAAGCCAUGCGCUUGAAGUAGUAAAAUCUAUUCUGAAGCAGUUAGAUUUGACACAAUCCUAUGAUAUACUCGACACCGUUUUCAAUGAAAACACAUCUACACGUUUAUUUCAAGCACUUGCAAAACUCCAGACUCUUCCCUAUCCAACUGUUGAGUAUCUUGUCUCGAUUAUUCUCCAAUUUCAAAAUUCACUCACCAGGGAUAAUAAUGACAAUGAUAUUCAAAAAGCUGACGUCGAACGUUUUUGUCGAAUACUGCAAACCAUUUUUCCUUUCACUCACGCACAAUGGAUUCAACUUAGGGAAUGCAUUAAGACAGUAUGGCGUUUAGUCAUUUUAGCCUGCCAGAAACAAACAACAUUUGCUGAUAUUAUUGCUGAAAUUAUUUUGCUUCGUUAUACACUUGACAUGGAUAAACAAUGGUAUAUUAUUCGAGAAGCGUAUAGACAAGUAUGUUGUAAGCCAUCAUGGCAAACGAUGUUAGUAUUGAGCAAUGAAAUUAAAUUAAAUGGAGAUAUGAUAGAAUUGACGCGAAGAAUUUCAAUGGCAAAUACUGAAGGAGAAAUGGCUGAAGCAGUUUUUGAGAUUUGCCGACGAGUGUCAACUAACACCGAAUGGAGCGCAUUGACCAUAUGUGAACCGUCCAUUCGUAAUCUACCAUCAGGUUCAUUACUUAUUGAUGAACGUUUGAAACAAAUUCGAUCAGUUGUUUCUGAAACAGUGCAAAAGAAAAUUGAUGCUUGUCUUCAUCUUCUUAGCUUAUCUACAAUAGACUCUCAGACUAAAGAUGAACAAUAUGGUUUAUUGAAUAAUAUUGUUCCGGCAUGGUUGACAUUAUUUCCCGUAAACUGUGACAAAUUACUGCGUGUGUUCGAUGCAAUUUCAUCUAUUCUCAGUUCAUUCCAUCAGAUAGUCAAUCAUCGACAAUUCCUAUUGGUCCGAGAGCUCUAUACUACAAGUUUGGCUGUAUCAUUCUGUGCACUUGCCAAUUGCCGACGACAUUUUUGUGAUGUGAUUAGCGCUACCCGGAUAAUGACAUCACCAACAACUACUAACUUGUCAAUCAUUUCUCAUAUUCGAAAGAAUAUUAAAAAAGAAGUCGUUCAACUUUCGCCAACAUUUGAUCCAUCACCAUUACAAUUAUUGUCUGCACAAAAACUACCCUCAACGCAAAUCGUACUAAAAGGGCCACACUACUCUGAUGAAGUGCGAUCUAAAAUGAGGAAAGCUGUCGAAAAGUAUACCACGAGCCGCGAACGGCCUCCAUAUUUGUAUCGUUCAUCGGAUUCGGUUCGCACUACCAUUGCUCGAUGUUUAGAUUCUCGAAAAGAAAUACCUCAUUGGCACGAUGUAUUCACAACAUUUGUUGUUCUCAUUCAAAAUCAGCCGCCGCCACUCACUGACCAACAAAUAAAAGAUGGCCAAGGAAUUCUUCGUCGUGGUUUGAGAUUGUUACGAGAUCUAAUUGUCAUUAAAAAGCUACUUGAACCAGCAUUUGCUAGCACUGGUGUUCAAUUUUUAGCUAGAGAUCUUGCUCAACUCGAAAGAUGCUUCCUCUCGUUGUCUUUUGACAAAUGUAAGCACUUAGGAAGUAUUUUACAAGCGUUGAACAUCAAUAUUAGUCGAGUGAAAAGUAGCGUUAAACCAACGUCUUGUUCUAUCAGACCGAAUGAGCCUGGUCAACAACAAGAAUACGAUGGUUUCGAAUGUUCAUCUGAUGUGAUAGAUUUGAUUGAAGGAGUGAAUAAGAAUGGAAACACCUUGCUUAUGACAGACCAUGUACAACUAACAAAAGUUGACUGGCACACCGCAUUUAAAAUGGAGGAAAGUCAACGUUCGACGGAGAGCCAGAAACAAAAUCUGUACACACGACAGAUAUCAAAGGCGAGCUCGAUCAAUGAAUCAGAUGGGAAUAAAACAGUCAGAGCACGAGUAGAAACUCUAGCAAAUGCUAUGUUAUCAGAAUCUACUGCUACCGCAACAUUUUCGUCAUCUGGCGGACGUAUGAGAAAGUCGAAUAGAGCAAGCAAUAUGGCGACAACUGCUACUUUAUCAGUUAAUUUUGAUUUACAAUUGAAAAGCAUGCAAGAACAACUAAAGAAUCGAACUAAUCUCUAUGAAAUAUACAAGAAAUCAGAGGAACAAAUGACGUUGAUAGAUUUUCUGAAUCCGCUACCCAAUCGUCCAAAACUAGUACCAACGAAUAAGUCUGACCGAUGGUCAUACCAGAUGUUAAUUGAACUACCGUCGAUAUCUCGAAUGAUCGAUCUUAUUAGUCAAGAGUUUCAUUCCGGUUGGAAUAAAUUACUUGCUCAUAGUGAUCCACUCAAGCAACAUGAUGUUCGGUGGUGCAUUAUGAUCGAUAAUUCAACUUCAAUGAUCAUUCAUCGCCAUGCUGUGUAUGAAACUCUAACCGUUGUUUUAGAAGUCUUACGUAAACUCGAAAGUAAAUUUGCAGUAGCGCGCUUCGGUGCUCGAACAAAUCAAAGACCUUUAAAAUAUCUUGAAGAAAUAUUUACUAAUGAAGACGGACAAUUUAUUCUUGAAUCUUUGACAUUUGACGAAGGUACAUAUCCAGCAACAGGAUUAGCUAACAUUACGCACGACAUUUUCGAUCGAAAGAAAGAUUCAAAAUCAUCGACUGCAAAUGUUCAUAAACUUGUUCUGAUGAUCACUGAUGGCUUAACACAAGAACGUGACAAAACAUCUUAUUCCGACACAAUUCGAAAGAAUCAAAUACAUCUCGGCUUUAUGGUCAUUGAAACUGCGGAUGAAAGUAACAGUGAAUUAUUAAUCAAAAACUUACCUGACGUCGAAAGCUGCGUUCUCAAAUCAAAUGCAAUUAGUGACUUACCACGUGAGAUGUCCAAUCUUAUGUAUAGGCUGCUGGAAUCAUGUUUGAAAAAAGAUUCUACCAAAUCCUCCCAAUUAACCUUAUCAAAUAUUUGCAUUAAACCUCCAGAAAUCAGUCAAGAUAACCAACUUCAGCAACAUGUAUUGGAAACACAAUCACGUAACGUUAUCAAUCCUAAUUUAUAUAUAAUCAGUAGUCCAACAGCAACUAUUCCGAAACUAGUAGAGGUUCAAUCCCACACCACAAGUUAUUUGUCGCGGAAAAGCCCGUAUACUGAUUUAGCUACAGAAGGCGUUAAAGAGCUCGACAAGUACUAUCGAUCACUAAACUUAACAUCUGUAUUACAAGAUGCAGAGAGAGCUUGGAUUGGUGAAGAAUUUCGUUUCCUACCAUUAAUAAACGAUAUUACAACGGUUCUUGGCGAUAUUGUCUUUCCGUUGAAUAGAUUCACGCGCCCUCGAGCAGCUCUUCAUGGCUCAUCAUUAUAUCUACCUGGGCUUAUGAAAGCAAUGACAACGAAUUGGAAUUACAAGAAAAUCUUCAGCAAUAAACAAGCUGGUGGUCGACGCGAUCAUGCUGUAUGUCUUGUUAUUGACGUUUCGACAUCUAUGCGUGGCUCAUUCAGCGCAGAAACUGUUGAGACAAUCAUAAUCCUGAUCACUAGUCUACAGAAACUAAAUAUCGAUAAUUUUGGAAUUAUUGUCUUUGGUCGCGAUGUAAGAUUGAUUAAAACAAAUGAACAACCAUGGAGUGCAGCUGUGAUUUAUACGUUGAUGCAAGAAUUGAAUUUUAAUCGAGAUGAUGAAAGCAGAGACGCUGAUGCACUUGAAGUUGCAAUUGACUUGUUAAAUCAAUGUUCCACACGAGGUGAAAAGAAAAUAUUUAUUAUAACUGAUGGAUACGGUACGUGUGGUGCUCGAUUACCUCUCGUGCAACAACGUGCGGAACAUAAUGGAAUUGAUAUAGUUGCUAUGGCUGUUGGUUAUGAUUUAGCCAAUAUCAAAGUUGUGUAUAAACGUUAUAUGCAAUGUGCUACUUCAUAUGGUUUGCCAAAAGCAUUACGGCGCCUGUUUGAGCAUGAACUUCAACUAAUUACAACCGAAUGGUCCGCAGCACACGGUGAUGAAAGUGCAAGUAAUCAAGCGAAUAUCAAAGAGAAAACAGACUUAUUUGAACGGAUUGAAACAAAGAAGAUAUUUAGUGAACUGGUUCAGUGUUUAACUAAUCAACGUGAAUCGUUUUUAAAGGAUACUAAUGAUCUACCAUCGCAUGUUACCAUAGACAUUUGUUUUUGUUUGGACUGUACAGGUAGUAUGUCACGAUGGAUCUCAAUAGCCAAAGAACAAAUGGAAUCUAUCAUCGUUAAUAUUAAUCAAAAGAUUCAAAAGGAGUAUUCGUCAAUCAAAGUCCAACUACGUUUUGCUAUUGUUGGUUAUCGUGAUUUGUGUGAUGACCCACCAUUUUUUCCAUACGAUUUCAGCACCGAUACAAAUCAAAUUAUUAAAAAUCUUCGAGAAUUACCAACGAGCGGUGGUGGUGAUAUACCCGAAGAUGUACUUGGUGCUCUUGAUCGAUGUAUAAAAAUACCAAAUUGGAGUUCAUCAAGUGCUCGUUUGAUUGUUCUUAUCACGGAUGCACCUGGUCAUGGUCUUGAACUCAAUGAUAAUCUUGCUAUUGACGACCAUCGACAAGGUGUUAACGAACAUACAGUUCAAAGCAUUUGUGAUCGUUUAUUGGUAACAGGUGCUGAAACCGAUCUAAUUUUUUGCUCGGUCAAUAAGGCAGCGACGAAAAAAAUGCACGAUGCAUUCGACAAAUAUUACAAAGAGAAGGAGAAGUUAACACAUAAAAAAUUUACAUCAGUUGAUCUGAUUGAUGAACAACAGCAGCAAGCAAAUUCAAAAUUAUUACAUUUCAUCCUCGUACUCGACGAGUCAGGGUCUAUGGGCUCACACUGGUCUGAAUUGCAAGCAGCGUAUAAUAAAUUUUUAGAUCGGCGUUGCAAUGACCAAGGUGUGAACGAUCAAAUCAGUGUCGUUCUAUUUAGUACAGCUGCUCGUAUUGUACACGAAAAAAGAACUAUCAGUGAUGCUCGCCAGCUACCUAAUCCAACACUUAAAGAUACAUCCUAUUCAGUUGGACUAUCCAAAGCAAAAGAAAUUAUCAUCAGAGAUACAACGACGUCAUCUAUUGUAAUGAUAUUCAUGUCGGAUGGGGCUAACCGUGAUAAAAGCAAUCCGUCCCACACAAUGGGUGAACUGAUCACACAAUGCAGAACGAAUAAUCACAAGUUUAUUUGCCACACAGUUGGUUUUGGCAUUGGUAUUCAACCUGGAAGUGGAGAAGCAGAAUUACUUGCUAAUAUGGCAUCGAAAACUGGAGGUCAGACAUUUACGCCACGUGAUGGUGUACAAUUGGCCGGAGUAUUUGACACAAUUGCAGCGAAUUCAACUACCAGUGACGCUCUACUCGCACGCUUUGCGGAGUUUCUUUCACAUCAUAUUCAUAAAAAAAUAAUAACUGACUAUUUCUAA